GGGGCUAAGUGUAUCUGCUCUAAAGUACAGAUGGUUAUCUAAUAAGUUGCUCAAUUUUGAGUUUCUUGUACACACGGAGUUUUUACAGAUUUUUCGAUUUCUCCGGUUGCAACAGUUACCCUCUCUUGAUUUCUUCGCCCUACAGACGAAGAGCCUUUUGUCUCAUUGAUCUAUUUCUAUGGGUUCCACCAUGUCGUCUGUAGAGCGGAUAACUGUAGAAUAUGCCUAAAAUCGUUGUUUAGUUGCAUUCCUCUUAUUUCUUCACGUUUUUCAGUUUUUGGGUUCGUAGUCUCUCUCAGGCAUCCUUUCUCUUUCCUCAUCAUCUCCUUUUCAAAAUCUAAUUGAUUGUCCACCCUCAGGCAAAAUUUGGGAGUUGUCGACCGUUUGGGUGCUCAAUUCGCUAAUGAGUAUGUAUGAACCAGCAAAAUAGCAGAAGAAUCCACUCAAAUUCCACUGUGUACAAAUAGCUCAGCCUUGGUCUCUGUUAAUUGAUAGACACGCUCUAUCUUCUUUCCUUUUCUUUGCUUCAUCUUAUCUGGGUUUCUUCCAAAAUGGGAAAAAAUCAAGCCUACAAAGCUAUGCAGAGGGCGAGACUGGGUUCAAGCUCGGCCGGGCCGGAAGAGAUGGAAGACGGCAUGGUGGAUGGUUCUUUUCAUUCACCAGAGUGGCAUGCUGCUCGUUUGGCUAGUCUCAAAACUUCUCACACAAUUACCUGGGAAGAGUUCAAACAGAAACAGAAGGAAGAUGAAGCAAGAAAAGGAGAGUUGGAGGCAGAUAAAGAUAGGAUGAUGAGAGAAUACAGAGCUCAAUUAGAUGCUGAAAGGGCAAGCAAGCUUGCCCAUGGGAGAAACCAUUCUAGCAGUAAGUCUGGUCACAAAAAAGAUAGGAAGGACAAGGAUUUGAAGAAAAGGAGCAGCAAAAAGAGAAAGCAUUCAAGGAGAAGAUCUUCUGAAUCAAGUUCCUCGUCUUCAAGUUCAUCAUCCGAGUCUUCCAGCAGUGAAGAUGAGAGGGAAACCAAGAGAUCCAAAUCAAGGUCAAAGAGAAGAAAGGAAAGAAAGCACAAGUCGAGAACAAAGCAUUCUAGUAGCGAUACUGAAGAGAACAACGGCCCUUUGCCACUUUCCAGAUUCUUUGGGAGCAUGAAGAGCUAAUGGGCUCUCAAAGGUUUCUUUGUAUCUUAUUGAUCCCCCUGGCGGUGGAUGAGUGGAGUGUUCUUUCUCCGUUCUUAUCAAAACGAGCUUGAAUUUCUUCCUUGUCAAAAAUUUUUCUUUUUUCUUUGGUUAAGAUAUUUGCUUGCCUUUUUUUUGGUAAAAUUUAUCUUGUAAGUUAGGAUAAAAAUGUCUAAUAAAAAGAAGUGAAGAUCAAAAUUCUCAGAAUGAUACAACUAAGCUUGGGAGAUAACUGAUAAAGCAAUUGCAGUAUAUAAAACUGCCCUUGGGUUAAUAUCAAAUUAUUGUACUUUUGUUUCA
Nelumbo nucifera (sacred lotus) is the source of this 1469-nucleotide messenger RNA. RefSeq names its product stress response protein. The record is from RefSeq and is a predicted model, not a curated record. NCBI's taxonomy places the organism in Eukaryota, Viridiplantae, Streptophyta, Magnoliopsida, Proteales, Nelumbonaceae.